CCUGGCACCGCCCUUCUCGCCGCCCAGAGCUAGCCUGUCAGCUGGCUCCACUGCAAUCAAGAUGGCUGCGGGGGCAGGGAGCGGGUGAUCGGAGGCGGCUCCGCUCCCUGCUACAGGACUGGAGGAAACGCAGGGAUGGGUCGACCACUGAGUUUCUUUUGCUUUCCCUGAAGUGGUGGGCUGAGACGUACAAGGUAUGGCGAGCAUCAUCAAAAAGCAGAUCUUGAAGCACCUUUCCAGGUUCACCAAAAACCUGUCACCUGACAAAAUCAACUUGAGCACCCUAAAAGGUGAAGGUCAGCUGACUAAUUUAGAGCUUGAUGAAGAAGUGCUUCAGAACAUGUUAGAUCUUCCCACCUGGCUUGCCAUCAACAAAGUCUUUUGCAAUAAAGCAUCUAUUAGGAUACCAUGGACAAAAUUGAAAACACAUCCAAUCUGUUUGUCACUGGAUAAAGUAAUAAUGGAAAUGAGUACAUGUGAAGAACCACGUCCUCCUAAUGGACCAUCGCCUAUAGCAACUGCAUCAGGGCAAAGUGGAUAUGGUUUUGCUGAAAAAGUUGUAGAAGGAAUAUCUGUUUCUGUAAAUUCCAUUGUAAUCCGAAUUGGAGCAAAAGCUUUCAAUGCUUCAUUUGAACUUUCCCAGUUGAGAAUAUAUAGUGUAAAUGCAAACUGGGAACAUGGUGAUCUAAGAUUUACGCGAUUACAAGAGUCUCAGCGUGGAGAGGUACUGACAUUUAAAGAAAUCAACUGGCAGAUGAUCAGAAUUGAAGCAGAUGCAAUCCAAAGCUCUCAACAUGAAAUCAUGAGUGCUCCAGUUCGCCUGAUUACUAACCAGUCCAAAAUCAGGGUCACACUUAAAAGAAGGUUAAAGGAUUGCAACGUGGUGGCAUCUAAACUGAUUCUUAUACUAGAUGACUUGCUGUGGGUUUUGACCGAUUCCCAGUUGAAAGCUAUGGUACAAUAUGCUAAAUCUCUUAGCGAAGCAAUUGAAAAAUCAGCUGAACAGAGACAAAGUCUAGCUUCUGAACCAACACCAAGUUCUACUCCUGGACCCAGUUCUCAGCAGGUGAAAACACAGCAGUCCUCAGCCACUACUGAUCAAAAUGAUGCAAUUGUGAAAUUGUUCAAUGAUUUUGAUGUUAAGGAAACUUCUUAUCAUCUAGUAAUUUCCCAUUUGGACCUGCAUAUAUGUGAUGAUAUUCACGCUAAGGAAAAGGAUGCAAACAGACAUGUUUCAGGAGGUGCUAUGCAGCUGUCCUUUAGUCAACUAACUGUAGACUACUACCCUUUUCACAAAACAGAUGACAGCUGCAGCCAUUGGAUGCAUUUUAGUGAUGCUACUAAAGCCAGAAGUGGAUGGGCUGAAGAAUUAUUAAAGGAGUUCAAAAGCAAUGUUGAAUUGCUUAAGCAGGUUGUGAAAGAUCAUAAUAUAGAUUCUCCCACUAAGUCCCCACCCCAGGGGUCUCCAGAGCUCGUACAGACAGGCAAGGAACAGAUGCCUAAAGGAAUCUCUAAGCCUUCCUCUGUGUUACCUCAGCAACCAAAAGAUAAACUCAUGUCCAGCCCUGUGGUGGUUAGACUUGCAGAUGUUAAUAUUUUUCAGGUUUCUACAGCUGACCAGUGUCGUAGUUCUCCUAAAACUCUUAUUUCUUGCAAUAAAAAGUCUCUGUACCUUCCACCAGAAAUGCCAGCCAUUCAUAUUGAAUUCACUGAAUACUAUUGUCCGGAUGGAAAAGACUUUCCCAUUCCAAGUCCAAACCUUUACAUUCAGCUAAAUGCUUUGCAGUUUACUGUGGAUGAGAGGAGUGUUCUUUGGCUUAACCAGUUUGUGCUGGACUUGAAACAGAGUCUCAGCCAAUUCAUGGCCAUAUACAAGUUAAAUGACAAUUCAAAGCCAGAAGAACAUGUUGAUGUUCGAGUUGAUGGGUUAAUGAUAAAGUUCAUCAUUCCUUCUGCAAGGAAACAAAAUCAUAAGGAUGAUCCACAUGCAAUUUCCAUUCAGAGUUCUGAAAUGAUUGCUACAAACACAAGGCACUCCCCAAACUGCAGACACUCUGAUUUGGAAGCAGUAUUCCAAAACUUCAAAGACUGUGAAUUUUUCUCUAGGACUUUCACAGGUUUUCCAAAAUCCCCUGACUGUUUUAAUCUUCUGCAUCCAAUUUUCCAGCGACAUGCACAUGAACAAGAUACUAAGAUGCAUGAUAUCUAUAAAGGUUUUAUCACUCCCAAACUGAAUAAAUGUGCACUUAAAACAUCUGCUGCUUCUGAUGUUUGGGCAGUUCAUUUUUCCCAAUUCUGGGUGGACUAUGAAGGAAUGAAGAGUGGAAAAGGAAGGCCAGUGAGCUUUGUGGAGUCAUUCCCACUUACACUCUGGGCUUGCCAGCCUACAAGAUUUGAGCAACUGCACAAAAAGCCCUGUUCUUAUAAUCAGAAGCCUCUUAACAUUCCAAAAACUGACUGUAGUGACGUUGCAAGUCGGCUGCAGCGCAAAAAACUUUUGAAAGAGUAUUAUAGCACUGAGACGGCAGCCUUGGCCAAUGGUAUUGAAAACCUGUGCGCUAUGAGAUCCCAAACUGCACAUUUUACAUCUGAUGCAGAUAUUAACGUUCUUGUUCAUAUCCAAAAACAUGUGAGCAUGCAGAUCAAUCAUUAUCAGUAUAUUUUCUUACUCUGCCUCCAAGAUUCUCUUGUUUUGCUCCUAGAUAACCUGAGGAAAGAUGUAGAGACUAUGACAGGGAAACCUGCAAAACAGGCAAAUGUCUGUAUUGGGAUCUUAUUGAAAAGUGCAGAUAUAGCUCUGUUGCUUCAUCCAUUGAUGCAAGGAAGCACCUACAAGUCUCCUGUUUUGGGAGAAGGAAGUCCAGUGGCAUCAGACCUCUCACCCACGGAGAAUGAAGAAGCUUAUGAAUUGGAGAGCAAGCUAGUUCUUGCUAAUCCUGCACAGAUAAGCGGUUCAGAUACGAAUGUUGUAACUGACUGCAGGGCUGUGAAUACUGAUCUAAGCAAAGUCAUUCUGAUAGAACCGCUUUUCAAAUCAGAUAAUGAUACAGAUUUGCAAAGGGGAAGUUCAUUCUCAGAUGAUGCCUCAGAAAAACUUUGGGGGAAAAUAAAUGAAGAAAGUAGUGGACUUUUCAGUAGAAGUGAUUCAGAAGAAAUGUGUGAGUCACUUAGUGACAAAAGUAAUACAUAUUCUAGGGAUUUGAUUACUGUUUUAAGUUGCAGAGAAGAUUCUAUUGAGAUGCUGAUGGAUAAGGAGGAUGACAAAAAUGUUUUUUCAAAUAAGGAAAGUGGAGCAGGAGGUUCACCUCUUAAAGUCACAGAGUUAGAAUCUGAUACUGCUUGGCAGUCUGAAGAGCUUGAAAGUGACAAAGAAAAAUUGGCCACAGCCAAAAUGUCUGCAUUUCAGCCUUCAUUAAGUGGAAAGCCUAAGGAACGCUGCCAGUCCAAUCUCCCUGCAUUCUCUGUUUCUUAUAAGAACAUGAAGAAAAGUCCAUCACAAGCCUCUUUGGAUACCAUUUCUACUGAUAGCAUGUUGUUGGAGGAACAGUAUUUAGAGAGUGAUGGAAGUGAUAGCCACAGCUUUUUGGAGAAAGCUAUCUUGUCAAAUAAACCAGUGGAAAGCACUCCUGCUGACAACACAGUGAUUGAAAGCUAUGGUGGAUCAUCUCCAGAUGUCCUCAGCGCAGCUUCCGAGAAUACUCAGGAUGCUAGUGAAGAAAUGAUGUCUGUCGUUGUUUUUAAAAUGUUCGGUGUUAAUGGUGAAAUUGACAUCAGAGGCGAUGACACAGAUGUGUGCCUUCAGGUAAACGGGGUUGUACCAAAUCAGUUGGGCAAUAUCAGCGUUCGGCAUUACCUUUGCAACAGAACAGCAGGCUCAGAUCCUAAGACUCUGACUGGGCCAGUUAAAUCAACUCCUGAAAUCAGACUGAGAUGGGAAAGUGGACCCAGUGCUAUAAUACAUACAUUGCUAUCUGGGAAAAAUGGGUUUCUACAAUGUCAUGUGGAAGACUUGAGUGCCGAUUUCCUAACUUCUUCACUUAUGAACAUUCAGCGUUUUUUGGAAGAUGAAAUGGUUGCAGAAGUGAUGCCUAUGAAUAUAAAAAUUUCUAAUACAAGGAUCAAUUUAAAAGAUGACAGCCCACGUGACAGUCUGACUGCUCCUGAACCAGCCCCAAUAAUGCUGCACAUUGACCUACUUAUGGUAGAGAGGAAAGAUGAUGGCUCAUUUUGUAUUAGAGAUAACCGGACACUUAGCAAUAAUGUUCCAAAGACUAAGACAAGUAAUGAUACAAGGGAUCAAACUGCUGAAGUUGAAGCACACAAAAAACCGAAUUGUCUUUCUCAAGCCACACAAACAUCUCCAGAAAUUAUGAGAUCUUCUUCUGAUUCAAUCAAAGAGCAGUUGUUCCAGCUGACUGAAGAAAAUGAAUGUCUUAAACAAGAAUUAGCCGAAGCUAAGAUGGCUCUUGCUGAAGCUCACCUGGAGAAAGAUAACCUGGUUCACCAUAUGAAAAUGAUGAAUACUGAAAAUAAAGGGUAGUAGACUCCAUAUAUUGCACUGGAACAAGAAGGGAUGCACAUCAGAUUGUUUUUGGAACCUGAGCCCAGAACAAAAUUUCUACAGAAUAUGCACUCCUGUGAAUGUCUUCAAAGAAUUAGGAUGCGUUUCUCUUUAGCCCUGAUUUAAGCUGCAGUGUUGCAGGAAAAGUCAAUUUCUAUUAUAUGUUAUUAAUUUGUUUAAUAGGUGGUGGCAUGAGUAAAAUGUACCAUGUGUCAUUGAUAGGCUAUCUUCUUUUGUGAAGAUAACAUUCUUUUAUUGAUAGAAGAAAAAUAUUAUUCAAGGGAAAUUACAUUUGCACUGUAACUGUAUGGGGACAUAAAAUAGUCCAAAAUAGCUACUAAAAGCUGAUGUGAUCAUCUAGUGACUGGACCUAACCUCAGCAGGAUUUGCCUGGAAAUAAGCACCCCACUAUGUCCAAAUCCUCAAAAUGUGUUAAUGCUCUCUGAAACCACUCUUGGUAGGUGUGACUGCAGAAAAUGUGGAAAACUUUAGCUGUGCAGGAAUGAUGCUAAUGUUUAACUCCUUUUUUUCUAGUAUUUGUGACCAUUGUACAAUGAACAUUUGAGUGGUACUUGGGCACCUGAUCUGUCAUUGGCUUGUAGAAAGGUAAUAAUUGGGGCUCUUCAGUGAUGAUCACUGGUCAUUUGUAGGCACAUUCUUUACUUUCACUUAGUGAAACUCGGUGCUCUCAUUCUGGUACCAGUGAAAUUUAAACCUUUAAUAGUUUGAUUUUUGUAAAAAUGUAAUUUAACUGUAUAUUAAUGCAUUUGGAAUGGAAAAGGUCAAAUAAUUGCCCUGUUGAACUUGUGAAAUUCCAUAAAAAUGUAAAGCUUGCAUUAUAAACCAUGGGUUAACUUGUAAAAACAAAUUCUAAUUUUCAGCUGAAAAUUGUUGCAAAUGUAUAAAUAAAAAGCACAGAGAUGUGCAGAACAUUCUAAGUUUUUAAAAUAAUGAACAAAACCAAUAGAAACAUUUACUUUCUGAAUAAUUUCAUUGAAAAUGUUCUAUUUGGUAUUUGUUUUGUCUGAAUUAUACAAUAUUUUAGGGAAUGAAGACUUUUUUUUUUAAGUACAAAUAAGAAUAUUAAUAUCUAAAAUGCUGUGACUAGAGUUUAACUGUGUGGGAAACUGAAAAAGUGGCUUGAAUGGAAGUUUUUUUUUUAAAUUAAAGCUUUCUGCUGAUAUAACUCUCAUUCCCUGGAUAAAAAAAAAGAAAUUUAAUUGAAGACUAGGCAUAAAGAAGUAAACAACUCUGAGAUAUUUUGAUUUAAUUACAAUUGUAUAACUAGUCUAAGUGGUCUUAUUUUAAACACAUUUAACCUUGGUUUUGUAGGCUUGCUUUACACAAGGCCCACUCCUGCCUCCAGCUCCUCUGCAGGGACUUACUUUCCUCUAGCUAAGCUAUCAUAGCUAUUCCACAGGCCUUAAUCUUGGCACUUACUCACUAAACCGUAUCCAUUCUCUGAUGUGAUACAAGCAAACCACUAGUGGCAGGUUUGCUAGCACAUUUGUUGAGCAACUCUUUUUAUAAAGUGCCCUGUGCUACAUAAACCCAGUGACAGAAUAUACUGAGACCAGCACCACAUUCACACCAGACAUUUAUUGCACCUUAAACAGCCAUAGCUUGCUCCAAAGAAUCCUGGAAAGUAUUGUUUGUGAAGGGCACUGAGAGUUGUUAGGAGACCCCUAUUCCCCUCACAGAGCUACAGUUACCAGACCAGAGUGGUUUAACAGUCAGUCCCUCUUCCCAGAAAACUCUGGGAAUGUUGCUUUAUUAGGGGAACAGGGUUCUCCUAACAACUCAGCACCCUUCACAAACUACACUUCCCAGGAUUCUUUGGAGGAAGCCAUAAAUAAAUGGAAUAAAUGUAUAAUGUGAAUGUGGUCUAAGUCUUCCUGGCCACCCUGUCUUCUCCCCCUCACUUUAUGAAUGGAAACAGUUGAGUUCUCAUCGAUGCCAUGCUUUUCUGCACACUACUGCCACUUAAAGGAAAAUGAAUUUAAUAUCUGACAGUUUUUAAAGCUAUAGAUUGCCCGGUUAAAUUAUAGAUUUGGUCUCUGAUUAAAUGGAAAAGUUCCAGUACUUGUGCUGUAUAACCCGUUAAUAAACCUCUC
Molecule: messenger RNA, 6675 nt
Organism: Rhineura floridana
Lineage: Eukaryota; Metazoa; Chordata; Lepidosauria; Squamata; Rhineuridae
Gene: BLTP3B
Product: bridge-like lipid transfer protein family member 3B
Exons: 21
Coding region: 197-4540 (1447 amino acids)
Source: RefSeq, a predicted model, not a curated record